Messenger RNA from Myxocyprinus asiaticus (Chinese sucker), 2186 nucleotides. RefSeq names its product arginyl-tRNA synthetase 1 (gene rars1). Bases 100 to 2085 code for a protein of 661 amino acids. The record is from RefSeq and is a predicted model, not a curated record. The transcript has 15 exons. NCBI's taxonomy places the organism in Eukaryota, Metazoa, Chordata, Actinopteri, Cypriniformes, Catostomidae. Gene Ontology annotation, biological process: arginyl-tRNA aminoacylation. Gene Ontology annotation, molecular function: ATP binding; arginine-tRNA ligase activity. Gene Ontology annotation, cellular component: cytoplasm.
GCAACCGGUGAAAGUCGAUUUUCACGUUGGAGAAGUGAACAAUUUUAAACCAUCUUUGUGGCUGACUGUUAAACUGACGGUUUCCUAGUGGAAAAAAAAAUGGGCGACACCGUUGCUGAGUACACGUCUCGACUUCAGCAUCAGGAAAGUGAAAUCAAAUUACUCCAAGAUGAAAUAGAGAGACUGAAAGAUCCACAGGAGCUGAACUUCUCAUCUUCACAACUGGAUGAGUUGAUGGAGGAGAAUACUCGUCUGAAAUACCGCCUAAACAUCCUGAAAAAAAGUUUACAGGAAGAAAUGUGCCAAAAUGGCAAGACAAUGAUGAACAUCAACCAGCGCUUGCAGCAGAUCUUUGGGGAAUCCAUCAGUACUGCCUACCCUGACCUGGAGAACCCACCAUUGGCAGUCACUCCCAACCAGCAGGCAAAGUUUGGGGAUUACCAGUGUAACAGCGCCAUGGCAAUGUCUCAGAUGAUGAAAACUAAGGGACAGAAGGUCAGUCCCAGAGAGAUAGCAGAAAAGAUUGUCCAGAACAUUCCUGACAAUGAGUUAAUCGAGAGGACAGACAUUGCAGGGCCAGGAUUUAUCAAUGUUCACCUCAAGAGGAUGUUUGUUUCCAAACUUCUCACAAACCUGCUUGUCAAUGGAGUGCAGCCACCACCUUUGGAAAAGAAAAAGAAGGUAGUCGUGGACUUCUCUUCACCUAACAUUGCCAAAGAGAUGCACGUUGGUCACUUGCGGUCCACCAUUAUUGGAGACAGCAUGUGUCGACUCUUUGAGUUUCUGGGUUACGAUGUGCUACGGUUGAACCAUGUUGGAGACUGGGGGACACAGUUUGGGAUGCUCAUUGCUCAUUUGCAAGACAAGUUUCCAAAUUAUCUUACUGUUUCCCCGCCUAUCGGUGACCUUCAGGCCUUCUACAAAGAGUCUAAAAAGCGGUUUGAUGAGGAUGAGGAGUUUAAGAAGAGGGCAUACCAAUGUGUGGUUAAACUACAGAGCAAAGAGCCAGACUUCAUCAAAGGCUGGAACCUCAUCUGUGAGGUUUCCAGAAAAGAGUUUCAGAAGGUCUACAACUGCCUAGAUAUACGCAUAGAGGAGCGAGGAGAGUCAUACUAUCAGGACAUGAUGACAGCUGUGGUGAAAGAGUUUGAGGAGAAUGGCCUGGUGGAACUAGACGAGGGCAGAAAGAUAGUGUUUGCUCCAGGCCAGUCUGUUCCCCUGACCAUUGUUAAAUCAGAUGGAGGCUACACUUACGAUACCUCUGAUCUGGCUGCCAUCCGAAAUCGUCUGUUUGACGAGAAAGCUGACAUCAUCAUCUACGUGACUGACAGUGGACAGGCAAUGCACUUCCAGGUGAUCUUUGCUGCUGCUCAGAUGAUCGGCUGGUAUGACCCCAAGGUCACUCGUGUAGAACAUGCAGGUUUUGGCGUAGUGCUUGGAGAGGACAAGAAGAAGUUUAAAACUCGUUCAGGAGACACGGUUCGACUAAUGGACCUUCUAGAUGAGGGUCUAAAAAGAUCUAUGGACAAACUAAAGGAGAAGGAGAGAGAUAAGGUGUUGACCCCGGAAGAGUUGGUGCAAGCUCAACGUGCUGUGGCCUUCGGUUGCAUUAAAUAUGCAGACCUAUCAAAAAACCGCAUCAAUGACUACGUCUUUUCCUUUGACAAGAUGCUUGAUGACAGGGGAAACACAGCGGCCUACCUCCUCUACGCCUUCACCCGCAUCAGGUCUAUAGCUAGACUGGCUAAUAUCCAAGAGGCCACCCUGCGUAAAGCAGCCGAGACCACAGAAGUCAUACUUGAUCAUGAAAAGGAGUGGAAACUGGGUAAGUGUAUCCUGCGCUUCCCAGAGAUUCUGCAGAAGAUCACAGAUGACCUGCUACUCCACACGCUCUGCGACUACUUAUAUGAACUGGCCACCACCUUCACCGAGUUCUAUGACAGCUGCUACUGUGUGGAGAAGGACCGGCAGACAGGGGAAGUGGUCAAAGUCAACAUGUGGCGGAUGCUCCUCUGUGAAGCCACAGCAGCUGUGAUGGACAAAGGCUUUGACAUUCUGGGUAUCAAUCCAGUUCAGAGGAUGUGAACUAGUCAAUGCCUCCCUCCUCUGAACAUGAGACCUUUUUCCGAAACAUCAGUGUCCCCAUGGAUUUUUAUGAUAUGCCAAAUAAAACUCAUAUGACUACC